AUGGUGAAGCGGACCUGCAUUUACUUGCCUGAAGAUUUUGUGAGACAUUCUGUUGAGGCUACCGGUGAAGACACUCCUUCGAUUCAGGUUGGUGAAAGCCAUGGCAUGGGCUUGAUAUCACUCGAUCAUCAUGGAGCGGUCAAGAUAGAAACUCCUGAAAUAGGAGUUGAGAAUAGAGGAAUGGUGGGUUCUUGUAAUGUUUUGGUAUGUUUAUAUCAUGGGUGGAGGAAUAUUACCUUAUGGAAUCCUGCUACUAGAGAACAGAGGACUCUGCCUUCACCUCGCAUGGACAACAAGUUCUAUUCCACGCUGAUGAGGGCGGUGGGAUUUGGUUACCAUCUUAAUGAUUACAAGGUGGUGAGAAUUGAGUAUUCCCUUGAAGGACCUCCAGUUCCAGCCGAAGUUAAGGUGUUCCGUACGAGUACAGGUUCUUGGAGCGUGGUCGAUGCCAUUGUGCCCUGUUUUCUCUGGCCGCAUAAGUGUUCGGUAAUCCUCAAAGGAGUGCCAUAUUGGCUGGGUUUUGAAUCUUUUUGGAAAGACGAAAUGUAUGUGCGUAAGGAGUUUGUGGUAUGUUUUGACAUGGGGAAGGUAGUGUUUCGGCAAGUGCAUGUCCCAGAUGCAGAAGGUAUAUAA
This is a messenger RNA of Corylus avellana, 633 nucleotides long. NCBI's taxonomy places the organism in Eukaryota, Viridiplantae, Streptophyta, Magnoliopsida, Fagales, Betulaceae. The record is from RefSeq and is a predicted model, not a curated record.